AUGGCCAAGAAGGCACGCCAACGAAUAAGCUAUGUCCUUGAAGCCCCUAAUUCUUCACCGGGCGGUCAUCGCUUGGGUGUCAACGGCUUAGCCGUUGAUCGCGACAAUGCUAUCCUCUACUCUGGCGGACGAGAUGGUGUCAUAUGCGCCUGGGACCUGAAUAGCAAUGUUACCAACACUGGCGGGCACUCCGCUGUUACUGACUCUAGCCAAACCAACGGCAGGCCAAACUCCAUUACCCGGUUCCGUGCUCAAACUCAAGCACACACCCAUUGGAUCAACGACAUUGCCCUCGCCCAGCAGCACAGCGCACUGGUGUCGGCCUCCUCAGACCUCCUGGUUAAGGCCUGGCGACCUCUUGCUAGCGACGUCCUAGAGCCCGUCACCAUCGGCCAGCACGCCGACUAUGUCAAGUGCGUCGCCACACCGAGCCAGUCGACAACCUGGGUAGCUUCGGGGGGCCUCGACCGGAAAAUCCACCUCUGGGACCUGUCUGGAGCCGGCGACACGCUCGAGAUUGAUGUUCGUGGCGAGGAAGUGGAACAGAAGGGCAGCGUGUACGCCCUGGGCGUCACCCACAACAUCCUAGCUAACGGUGGCCCCGAGAGCAUCGUGCGGUUGUGGGAUCCAAGGUCGGGCCAGCGCAUCACCAAGUUUGUCGGCCACACCGACACCAUCCGCGCCAUUCUGAUCAGCGAGUCCGGGGAUAUGGUUUUAUCGGCUAGCUCGGAUCAGACUGUCAAGGUGUGGAGUGUCACGGCUGGCCGUUGCAUGCAUACCUUGACAAUGCACGACCAUAGCGUCUGGGCCAUGUUUUCUGACGACCCGAACCUCGACAUCUUCUACAGUAGUGACCGAUCCGGGCUGGUGGUCAAGACGGACGUCCGUGACACUGGUGGUGAUAUGGACAAGGGCUUGUCCGUGGCCGUUGCGAAGGAGAAUGAUGGCGUUAGCAAGAUGGUGGCCUGGGACGACAGCAUCUGGACGGCAACGGCCACAGCGUCAAUCAACCGGUGGAAGGACGUAGACACAAGUGUCAGCAUGCGGUUUCUCGAGGCUCCCAAGCAGCACCGCGCGUCGUUGGUGACGGUGCAGAGCAAGGAAACCGUCGCCGUAGUAGCUCCGGCGAACGACUCUUCAGCACCCACGAUCCCUGCCAAGUCUAUCCUUCGGAUAUCGAAUACGGCACCCUUCCAACUGGUUAUUGGCCGGGACGAUGAGGACGCCCUCCCAGCGCUGACACGGAGUGUGUCGGAGAUCACAGAGCAUGUCGUCAGCAUUGUUGAGCCGAUCCACCAUUUACCAGAAGAGACCAUAGAGGGGCAAUUCGGUUUGGUUAAGCACAAGCUGUUGAACGACAGGAGACGCGUCCUGACUUUGGAUACCGCGGGUGAUGUUUUGAUGUGGGAUUUGAUCCAGUGUCGUCCUGUCAAAAGCUUCGGGAAGCGCCACCUCGAAGACGUGGAGCCCGAGGUUAACACCCGCGAGGCCGUUGCACCCUGGUGCUCGAUCGACAUUAUCAACCUCGGAAAAUGGGUGCUUAGAUACCUAUUCGCCAAUCUUAUUGACGAAGAGAUUCGGCGGGAUGAGACGUUUAGGCACAAAGUAAACCAAGGUGCAACCACGAGGAUAGCGGUGGGUAGAACAGCACCACCGCUAGCGAUAUCAAUUCCUUCAACCCCGAGCUGGGGCCCGACCGACCUGUCUUCGGCGACACCGCGAGCUCACGGAUCACAGUACCCGCCUAUGACACCAGGUUUCGGAAUCGGGUUGGCUACUCCUGGUUCCCCUGGACCGCCGGUACACGAAGGAUUCACAUCACCCCUCAGCCCCCUCGUCGACAAGCGGUCGUCCCAAGCUAGCAGGCCAUCGCAGGAGAGGGAAGACUACUUUUCCGACACAAUUCAGAGCCCGGACGGAACCCCCAAACCAGUGCAGACGCCCGCUACCGAGGCUCCUCCGGCCGAAGAGAAGGCGGCUAAAACGCCAGGUGAGAACGGCGUCAAGGAGAAGGAUGCCAAAGACAAGGACAAGGAUAAAGACAAAGAGAACGGAAAGCCAGGCGCCACUAUGUUUAGCAAGAAGUUCCGCAUGGGCAUGUCCUUUGGCACCAAGAAGUUGGGGCGGUCCCUAUCGACGACAACAGCCGAGAAGCCGGCUGUCCUCGACGAGAAGGCCGAAGAGUCGGAGUCAUCAUCGAACCACGAAAAAGAAUUUGACGACAACUUCCUGGGCGUGGUGCAGAGGAUGCACAACGAUUACGAGAAGCAGCAGGCUGAGAACCCGGACCAGAUCGUUGAGACCAAAAUCACCCCCAGCUUAGCCAACGACACCCCGGUACUGAAGCUGCCCGCCGGUACCAAGGUCAUUAUCCAAGAAGAGACCUCGGGCGGCUCAGCCGAGAUGUACCGCGGCACGGUGGCGUCGGUUGGCGCCGACGCCGACGUCAUCGAGAAGCGGGCGCCGCAGUGGCUAGGCGACGUGCUUCUGCUCAACACGUUGCCCUUGAAAGACCCGGUUAAGAUCUCAUUCGUGCUCCACCCGUGGAAGGAAACGCUGCCGCCCAUCGUGUCGGCCGACGGCAACAACCGGCUGAACGCGAACCGGAUGCUGCGCGUCAAGAAGAUCCUGGCCUAUGUCGCCGAGCGCAUCGACCCCGUCCCCGAGGGAGAGGAGCCGGCGCCGGAUGCCCUGAAGCCGGAGGAGUAUUUGGAGCUGUAUUGCAACGACCGGUUGCUGCCGCUCAAGAUGACCCUGGCGACUCUACGGACGCACGCCUGGAGGGGCGGUAACGAUAUCGUCCUGCACUACAAGGCCAACGGCCGGAAGGAAAUCCCCAUGCCGCCUCCUGCGGAGGUGGAGGAGACGAAGGAACCCGAAGCGGCGGCGCCGGCUGCAUAG
Messenger RNA from Chaetomium fimeti, 2901 nucleotides. RefSeq lists its product as uncharacterized. The record is from RefSeq and is a predicted model, not a curated record. The transcript is spliced from 6 exons. NCBI's taxonomy places the organism in Eukaryota, Fungi, Ascomycota, Sordariomycetes, Sordariales, Chaetomiaceae. Gene Ontology annotation, molecular function: ubiquitin binding. Bases 1 to 2901 code for a protein of 966 amino acids. Gene Ontology annotation, biological process: double-strand break repair via homologous recombination.